GCGGGCCACGUCGGGAAGAUGGCGCUGUGUGUGCUGCAGAACGCGGUUCGCGGAGCGGCGGCGCUGCCCAGGCUAAAGGCAUCCCUCGUGGCCAGUGUCUGCAGGCCUGGGUACAGCUCCUUGUCCAAUCACAAGUAUGUCCCUCGGAGGGCAGUGCUCUAUGUGCCUGGGAAUGACGAAAAGAAAAUAAGGAAGAUCCCAUCUUUGAAAGUAGAUUGUGCUGUGCUGGACUGCGAGGACGGUGUCGCGGAAAACAAAAAGAACGAAGCUCGAUUGAGAAUAGCAAAAACUCUUGAAGACUUUGACCUGGGCACAACGGAAAAGUGUGUGAGAAUCAACUCAGUGUCUAGUGGUCUGGCUGAAGCCGACCUGGAGACAUUUCUACAGGCCAGAGUUCUUCCUUCUAGUCUGAUGCUACCAAAGGUAGAAGGUCCUGAAGAAAUCCAGUGGUUUUCAGACAAAUUUUCACUCCACUUAAAAGGCCGAAAGCUUGAACAACCAAUGAAUUUAAUCCCCUUUGUGGAGACUGCAAUGGGUUUGCUCAAUUUUAAGGCAGUGUGUGAAGAAACACUAAAGAUUGGACCUCAAGUGGGUCUUUUCCUAGACGCAGUCGUUUUUGGAGGAGAAGAUUUUCGAGCCAGCAUAGGUGCAACAAGCAACAAGGACACCCAAGACAUCCUCUAUGCCCGACAGAAGAUUGUCGUCACGGCAAAGGCCUUUGGCCUACAAGCCAUAGAUCUUGUAUACAUCGACUUCCGGGAUGAAGAUGGACUUCUCAGACAGUCUAGAGAAGCAGCCGCCAUGGGCUUCACUGGUAAACAGGUGAUCCACCCUAACCAGAUUGCCGUGGUACAGGAACAGUUUACUCCAACCCCGGAAAAAAUUCGGUGGGCUGAAGAGCUGAUUGCUGCCUUCAAAGAACACCAGCAGUUGGGAAAGGGAGCCUUUACUUUCCAAGGAAGUAUGAUCGACAUGCCAUUACUGAAGCAGGCCCAGAACAUUGUUACGCUUGCCACAUCCAUCAAGGAAAAAUGAUCUGUUAAAUGAAGCCCUUCUCAGGCGGGCUGAAUGGAUACCGUGGGUUUCUUAAAGACAAACCACAGUACCCAGGGCAGCUUGCUAGCACGCCGGAUCGGGACCUCAUCUCACGUUAGUCACAACGCCCCCUCCCCUUGCAUCUUACUGACCCGAUAUUCUAAAAAUAAACGUUCUUCCCUUGGAAUCUAA
Rattus norvegicus (Norway rat) is the source of this 1227-nucleotide messenger RNA. RefSeq names its product citramalyl-CoA lyase (gene Clybl). Gene Ontology annotation, cellular component: mitochondrion. Lineage: Eukaryota; Metazoa; Chordata; Mammalia; Rodentia; Muridae. Gene Ontology annotation, molecular function: malate synthase activity; acyl-CoA hydrolase activity; (S)-citramalyl-CoA lyase activity. Bases 19 to 1035 code for a protein of 338 amino acids. Gene Ontology annotation, biological process: regulation of cobalamin catabolic process. The transcript is spliced from 8 exons. The record is from RefSeq and is marked validated.